Molecule: messenger RNA, 2090 nt
Organism: Helianthus annuus (common sunflower)
Lineage: Eukaryota; Viridiplantae; Streptophyta; Magnoliopsida; Asterales; Asteraceae
Product: auxin transporter-like protein 2
Exons: 8
Coding region: 155-1645 (496 amino acids)
Cellular component (GO): plasma membrane
Source: RefSeq, a predicted model, not a curated record
AGACAUAUAGUUACGGGUCCUCUUUUAUGUCUCUCUUGAUCUAUAAAUACACACACAACACCCACUGUCUCUUCAAUGUUUCAUUAAACCCUAAUAUAAGUUACUUACAUUUAUAUAUAGAGAGAGAAAGUAGAGAGAGAGAGAGAGGAUAGCCAUGGAUGAAGGCCGUGAGAAGGUGGUGGAGACUGUGCUAGCAGGCAACUAUGUGGAAAUGGAGGUUGAAGGGAAGCCUAAAAAUGUCAAAUCCACCAUUUCCAACUUCUUUUGGCAUGGUGGUUCUGCAUAUGAUGCAUGGUUCAGUUGUUCUUCAAAUCAGGUGGCACAAGUGUUGCUUACACUACCAUACUCAUUUUCACAACUAGGAAUGCUCUCAGGGAUUUUGUUCCAAAUUUUCUAUGGUUUGAUGGGAAGUUGGACUGCUUAUCUCAUCAGCAUUCUCUAUGUUGAGUAUAGAACUAGAAAGGAAAGAGAAAAGGCUGAUUUCAGAAACCAUGUAAUCCAGUGGUUUGAAGUGCUUGAUGGAUUGCUUGGAAAGCAUUGGAGAAAUGUUGGUUUGGGAUUUAAUUGCACCUUUCUUCUCUUUGGAUCUGUGAUUCAACUCAUAGCUUGUGCAAGCAACAUAUAUUACAUAAAUGACAACUUAGACAAGAGGACAUGGACAUACAUAUUCGGUGCAUGUUGUGCGACAACAGUAUUUAUCCCGUCAUUUCAUAACUAUCGGAUUUGGUCGUUUCUAGGCUUGAUUAUGACUACUUACACCGCGUGGUACCUAACCAUCGCAUCACUCCUCCACGGCCAGGUGGAAGGGGUGAAACAUACAGGUCCAGCAAAGAUGGUUCUAUAUUUCACGGGGGCUACAAACAUUCUCUACACGUUCGGGGGACAUGCUGUGACUGUGGAAAUCAUGCAUGCUAUGUGGAAACCACAAAAGUUUAAGUCCAUUUACUUUUGGGCUACCGCAUAUGUAUUAACACUUACACUUCCAUCCGCUUCUGCGGUUUAUUGGGCUUUUGGUGACUCGUUACUUAAUCACUCAAACGCUUUUGCUCUUCUCCCUCGAUCCCCUUGGAGAAACAUGGCCGUAAUCCUUAUGCUUAUUCACCAAUUUAUAACGUUUGGAUUUGCUUGCACUCCGUUAUAUUUUGUGUGGGAGAAAGCUAUAGGGAUGCACGAGUGCAAAAGCAUGUGCAAACGGGCUGCAGCGCGAUUGCCUGUGGUCGUCCCCAUAUGGUUCCUUGCGAUCAUCUUUCCUUUCUUUGGACCUAUCAAUUCGACAGUUGGAUCUCUUCUUGUUAGUUUUACCGUCUACAUCAUCCCCGCUCUUGCUCACAUGUUCACCUUCCGCUCGGCUGCUGCACGAGAGAAUGCGGUGGAGCCACCUCCAAAGUUUUUUGGACGAUGGGUUGGGACAUACACGAUCAACGUAUUUGUAGUCGUGUGGGUCUUCAUUGUUGGAUUCGGGUUUGGAGGAUGGGCAAGCAUGACAAACUUCAUACACCAAAUAGACACAUUUGGACUAUUCACCAAGUGUUACCAAUGUCCACCGCAACUCCCACCACCACCACCGCUGCUUAAUGCAACCACGCCAAUCGCAUCUCCGACCAACCACCUCCAACUACUAGGGAGUGUGUUUCACAAGCCUUGAAGCCAAGCUUCUAUCAUUCCCGCCAACAACGUUAAUCGCAUCAGUGUGAUCACUUUUUAUUGUAGCAUAGGAAAUAUUUGGAAUUGAUUUAUGAGAAAAUAUUAUUUUCAUAUUCCUUGUAAUAUUUGUUGUGGUUUUGCUUUUGACACAUUUUGUAGCACAUCACAUACUACACCAUAUGCAACGGCAUAGAGAGUUUUGAUAACCGACGUCGUUUUGCAAUCUCUUGAUCUCGUAGCACCUCCCUAAAAACACACCAACAUACAAGGGGAACUUCUCCGAUUUCACGCAUACUAAACUCGACCUCGAUGACUUUUUUCGUGAUGUUUAUUCUUUUUUGUUUGUCUUUGUAAUGUAAUAAAAAUAUGAUUUGUAAGAAUCUAGAUGUGGUUGAAUAUAUUUUUUCGUGAUCUUGAGAUAGGCUCGAUGUAGCCCUAUUUUUGAA